AUGGACAGCACACUUCGUCAGCCCAAGAAGCGGUUCGUCGGUAGACGUACUGCUGAAGCUCAGGCUCAAGCCAGUCCAAAUACUGGAGAUGUCGAGUCCACAGCUGUUCAAAAAGCUGCACCCCGCCGAACCCCAAGAACCCUCAAUCAGGUUCCGCCAGAAAUCCUGAAUGACCCCGAUAUUCAAGCCGCUAUCGAAUUGCUUCCCAAGAACUACUCCUUCGAGAUCCCUAAGACCAUUCACCGUGUUCGCACAUCCGAGGCCAAGCGUGUGGCUCUACAGUUCCCCGAGGGGCUGUUGAUCUUUGCUACAACAAUUUCCGAUAUUCUCCAACAGUUUUGCCCCGGUAUCGAGACAUUGAUUAUGGGUGACGUGACCUAUGGCGCUUGCUGCAUUGACGAUUAUACUGCCCGCGCCCUGGGCUGCGACUUGCUCGUUCACUAUGCGCACAGUUGCUUGAUUCCAGUGGAUGUGACUAAAAUCAAGACAUUAUACAUCUUCGUCGACAUCAGUAUCGAUACCACUCACCUGAUUGCCACCUUGGAACGCAAUUUCAAGCCCGGCCAAACCAUCGCAACGGUUGGUACCAUCCAAUUCAACGCUACCCUCCAUGGCCUCAAGCCUGUACUUGAGCGUGCAGGUUUCCGUGUUGUUGUCCCGCAAAUCAUGCCUCUUUCUAAAGGCGAGAUUCUUGGCUGCACAUCUCCAACACUCUCUGAAACCGAAAUUGAUGUCAUUCUCUACCUUGGAGAUGGCCGUUUCCAUCUCGAAUCCGCGAUGAUUCAUAAUCCCACCAUCCCCGCAUACAGAUACGAUCCCUAUUCGCGCACUCUGACACGAGAGAGUUAUGAUCACGACGAGAUGCACACAAUCAGGCGUGAUGCUAUUGCUACCGCAAAAUCCGCUAAGAAAUGGGGCAUCAUUCUAGGCUCCCUGGGCCGUCAAGGAAACCCUAACACCAUGGCCAUGAUUGAGCGCCAUUUGGCCGACCGUGGUAUUCCUGUUGUGAACUUGCUAUUGAGUGAGAUUUUCCCAGGUAAACUGGCCUCCAUGUCGGAUGUCGAAUGUUGGGUGCAAAUUGCCUGUCCUCGACUCAGUAUCGAUUGGGGCUAUGCAUUUUCCCGUCCUCUGCUUACACCUUAUGAGGCACUUAUUGCUCUUGGUGUGCGUGAAAACUGGGAUACUGAAAACAAGGGAGUGUAUCCUAUGGACUUCUACGCCAAAGAGGGGUUAGGCCGCACAAAGCCUCAGCAGGCUGUUAGUGGUACAGCUUGA
Molecule: messenger RNA, 1275 nt
Organism: Penicillium pulvis
Lineage: Eukaryota; Fungi; Ascomycota; Eurotiomycetes; Eurotiales; Aspergillaceae
Gene: dph1
Product: 2-(3-amino-3-carboxypropyl)histidine synthase
Exons: 2
Coding region: 1-1275 (424 amino acids)
Biological process (GO): protein histidyl modification to diphthamide
Molecular function (GO): 2-(3-amino-3-carboxypropyl)histidine synthase activity
Source: RefSeq, a predicted model, not a curated record